Messenger RNA from Nasonia vitripennis (jewel wasp), 980 nucleotides. RefSeq names its product COMM domain-containing protein 4. The record is from RefSeq and is a predicted model, not a curated record. The transcript has 6 exons. NCBI's taxonomy places the organism in Eukaryota, Metazoa, Arthropoda, Insecta, Hymenoptera, Pteromalidae. Bases 270 to 842 code for a protein of 190 amino acids.
CGCAUGCGCGCAGUUUUGUAAAAAAAUUACAGUGACAGCUAUCAUAACCUCCACUGCGGUCGUGAUUUAUCCUGCUAAACCUACUGUAUUUCUAUAAUUUAUCCUUAGUUAAUUAACUUCUUACUGGAUCGGAUUAAUACUUUUCGAGGGUGUUAAUUGUUCGUCUAUCAAGUGGAUCAUACUAACAUCUCGGUUGAACGUAGGUUUAGCUAUUGUUGAAGAAACAUCUGACGGAGUAUUUGUCAUUAAUACAUUAAUACAUCAUCAAAAUGCGGUUUCGUUUUCUUGGAGAUGUCGACUGCCCGGACUGGCUACUCGCCGAAAUUUACAAUUUGUCGCAAAUGUCUUCUUCAAAGAUGAAAACACUAGGUCAGAUCGUUAUCAAGUCGAUUGUUGAUGAGGAAAUUGAUGAGGAAAAAGUUAACAAAAUUGCUCAGGAUUCCAAGCUUGAAAUUGGAGAGCUGAAGGCAAUCAUCGCUGCCCUAGAGAUGAUCUUCACAUCAUCAGCCAGGAACAGCGUUUCACCGGCUGAUCUUAGCAGCGAGCUCCAGCAGUUGGGUCUACCCAGAGAACACAGUACGGUGAUAUCUAGGCUACAUACAGAAAAUUGUGCACAAAUAUCCACUAUAUUGACUGGACAGUCUUUAAGAUUGAGCCGGCUAUCCUCGAUAGAAAUAGUGCCUAGUGAAAGCACAUCUCCAUUCAGUAAAGUGGCACUGAAAAUAAAAACUGUGGGAGACAAGGAAAAGGAGACAACCAUCAAUAUAGCUCAAGAUAAGCUGAGCGAACUGUUUACCGAAUUAAAAAGUGUGAGAUCAUUGAUGGAGCAAGUGCUUCAGUGAUUGCUGAGUUACUUACUGAAGGCGAUGAAAAUGAAUUUCACAAAAUUAUUAAAUUUGUAAAAAGAUUGUAAAUUUAUAUUGAUGUAGCUUAAGUUCUGUUUUAUACUAAUGGAAAAAAAAACGAGUUUCCAGAAAGUU